GCCCCGGAAGAACCUCGUCCUGGGCGGCUGUGGCGCGGCGGUCGCCGUGAUGGCCUCGGGGCUGGGCGGCUGACCGCCGGGCUAGGAGAGGGCACAGCGCCCCGAAUCUCAGUGGCCGCUGUUCGAGCGCGGCCUGCGCCAUGGCCACCUCCGCCGCCUCCUCGGAGCAUUUCGAGAAGCUGCACGAGAUCUUCCGCGGCCUCCAUGAAGACCUGCAAGGGGUGCCCGAGCGGCUGCUGGGGACGGCGGGGACCGAAGAGAAGAAGAAGUUGAUCAGGGAUUUUGAUGAAAAACAACAGGAAGCAAAUGAAACGCUGGCAGAGAUGGAGGAGGAGCUACGUUAUGCACCCCUCUCUUUCCGUAACCCCAUGAUGUCUAAGCUUCGAAACUACCGGAAGGACCUUGCCAAAAUCCAUCGGGAGGUGAGAAGCACACCUUUGACAGCCACGCCUGGAGGCCGAGGAGAUAUGAAGUAUGGCAUAUAUGCUGUAGAAAAUGAGCAUAUGAAUCGGCUGCAGUCUCAAAGGUCCCUGCUUCUACAAGGCACUGAAAGCCUGAACCGGGCCACCCAAAGUAUUGAACGUUCUCAUCGGAUUGCCACGGAGACUGACCAGAUUGGUUCAGAAAUCAUAGAAGAGCUGGGGGAACAACGAGACAAGUUAGAACGCACAAAGAAUAGACUGGCAAACACAAGUGAAAACUUGAGCAAAAGUCGAAAGAUUCUCCGUUCAAUGUCCAGAAAAGUGACAACCAACAAGCUGCUGCUUUCCAUCAUCAUCUUACUGGAGCUCGCCAUCCUGGGAGGCCUGGUUUACUACAAAUUCUUUCGCAGCCAUUGAACUUCCUAUAGAAAAGGGUUUGUGGACCAGACUUUGACCUUGUGAAUGGAUGAUGUUAGGGAUGUGGAUAGAAUAAGCAUAUUGCUGCUGUGGGCUAACAGUUCAGGGGUGCACUGUGUAGCCAGACUGUGGGAGAAGGGAAGGAAAGAUGGAAAGCCACUUAAAUGUGAAGGAACAGCAACAAGACCAAUAUGAUAUACCCAGGUAAUAAAUGCUGUUUAUGACUUCUUUAAAAAAAAAA
Callithrix jacchus (white-tufted-ear marmoset) is the source of this 1080-nucleotide messenger RNA. The record is from RefSeq and is a predicted model, not a curated record. Lineage: Eukaryota; Metazoa; Chordata; Mammalia; Primates; Cebidae.